Suillus discolor is the source of this 550-nucleotide messenger RNA. RefSeq lists its product as uncharacterized. The record is from RefSeq and is a predicted model, not a curated record. Bases 187 to 462 code for a protein of 91 amino acids. The transcript is spliced from 5 exons. Lineage: Eukaryota; Fungi; Basidiomycota; Agaricomycetes; Boletales; Suillaceae.
CACAGGCUACAUACCUUGCGGGUUCAAGGUACACUGGCUGUGCCUACCUCUACACACCGGCCAGCCACAUAUCUACCUGGACAGGCCGGUACUGGCUGGGACACAUUCUACAGCCUUUUGGCACAUCCGGGGCACCACUUCUACGUCCAAAGUGACUGAAGGGUCUGCAGUGACAGACUCCUCUACAUGUCCUGCAUCACAAUGAUAUCCACUCUUAAUGUGAUUGUCAUCUCUGUGUUCCCUCUCUCAUACAGCGAGAUGCUAAACGCACCUCAGAUUGUUUUGCAUAGCAUUCUUGCAUCGCGAAUACUAUUUAGUCUUCAAGCGGACAGGGAGCAAUCGGUCAUCCCCACAUACCUAUCGACGAAUGCGCCGGAAAUGCAAUCGAUUCCAGAUGAGUUUCAAGCGUGGUACGAAGGCAGGGGGACAUUUACUGGUGCUGGACAACCAGAUCAAGCUUAGACGUGCUAAUAAUUUUUUUCUCUUUGUCGUUGUAACGGGGAUGUCGAUUGCAGAUAGUAGCGUAUUCAGCCAAUUAACAUCGUUGACC